GUCCCGCGCCCGGGCCGCCGCCUCCUUCCCUCCUACCGACCUGGCCAUGGCCCGCCCUUCGCCCUCGCCUCGGGCCGGGCGGAGCUGGUGGCCGCUCCGCCCCUUGGUCGCUGCUGCCGCCGCCGCCAUGGCCGAGCAGGUGUCGGGGCCCCCGUCGGAGCCGCCCGGGGACGAGCCGGAGGAGGGGGCGCGCCCGCGGGCCGUGGAGCCGGUGCUGCUGCUGGCCACGCUGGCCCUGGGCUUGCAGGCUCCGCUCUGCACCCAGUACCUGUGGGAGCGCCUCGGCGCCGGGAAGGGCAGCGCCGCCCGGCCGGGAGGAGGAGGAGGAUGCGCCAACGGGAGCGGCUCCGCCAAGCAGGAGGAGGAGCUGGAGACCCUGGUGGCUCACUGGAACCUCUACCUCAACCUGGCCGGCUUCCUGGUCGGCCUCUUCUCCGUCACGCUGCUCGGCCCCUGGAGCGACUCCGCGGGGCGCCGCCCGGCCCUCGCCAUCGCCUCUCUGGGCAUGGCUCUGCAGGCGGCCAUUUUCCUGGCGGUGAUGUCCCUCCGGCUCCCCGUGGCCUGGCUUCUGCUGGGCCGCAUCCUGGCCGGCCUCUCGGGCGACUACAACCUCAUCCUGGCCGCCUCCUUCGCCUACACAGCCGACGUCAGCGACCGGCGAGGGCGCACUUUCCGCGUGGCCGUCCUGGAGGCCUGCCUGGGCCUGGCGGGGAUGGGCGCCAGCCUCCUGGGCGGGCAGUGGCGCCAUGCCCAAGGCUACGCGGCUCCCUUCUGGCUGGCCUUCUCCGCUAGCCUCGCCGCUGCUCUCUACGCCGCCGUCUGCAUGCGGGAAUCGGUGGCGCCCAGGCAGCCCACGAGGCUCCUCACCCUCCGCCAUUACGCCUCCGUCCUCCGCCUCUAUGCGCCCGGCGCCCGGGGCUGGGAGUGGCGCAAGCUGCUCCUCUACUCCCUUGCCUUCUUCCUGGUGGUCAGCGUGCACUUCGGGGCCUCGGACCUGCUGGUGCUGUACGAGCUGAGCACCCCGCUCUGCUGGGGCUCGGAGCUCAUCGGCUACGGCUCGGCCGCUCACUACCUGGCCUACCUAUCCAGCUUGUUGGGGCUGCGCCUGCUCCAGAACUGCCUCGAGGACGGCUGGGUGGCCGAAGCCGGCCUGCUCUCCAACGUCCUGGGCCUGGGGGCGAUCGCACUGGCGAGCACCACACCCCUGAUGUUCACAGGAUAUGGCCUCCUCUUCCUCUCCAUGACUGUCACGCCUGUGAUCCGCUCCAAGUUAUCCAGGCUGGUUGAUGAGAAGGAGCAAGGCGCUCUCUUUGCUGCCGUGGCCUGCGUGGAAGGUCUCUGCUCGCUGGUGGCCACAGGGGUCUUCAACUCCCUUUACCCCGCCAGCCUCUCCUUCAUGAAAGGCUUCCCCUUCCUCUUUGGGGCCGUCCUCCUCCUCGUUCCAGCCGCCAUCAUCGGGUGGAUCGAAAUCCAGGACUCAAAACCUGACUACAGCCACUUUGCCGACAUGCCUGGUCCGCUGCAGGAGGCCGAACAAUGACCAGCUGAACCUGAGUUGCCACCCUUCCAGAAACCGGCAGCUGAUUUCUGCACGUGCCUCUCCAAUGACUUGAAAACAAUUUCCUCUUGGCUCUUCACGUUUGGCCUUUUAAUGUAACUUGGGGGGGGGGUAACUUUCCUCUGAGACAUGCUUUGAUCUCUGUGUCAUGGGUGGGUGUGUCAUGAGGACUAGAACCUUUCUUCAGAUCUGUGGAGCUGGGAGUAGGAAUCCUAACCAGGGGAGUGUGUGUGUGUGUGUGUGUGUGUGUGUGUGUGAGAGAGAGAGAGAGAGAGAGAGAGAGAGAGAGAGAGAGAGUGGGCUUUGUGUGUGCCAUUCACAUUGGCUUUUAGGGGAGAUCACAAAGAAAGCUCCCUUUUCUCUCCCACAAAUCUCUUCCUUGCCCAUUCUGGGGGUGUCACCCACCCCAGCAGUGGGGAGUAUUUUCCUUUUCCAGUGGUGCAGCUGCCCCUCUUGGAUGGACUUGGGUGCCAAGGGGGAGGCGGCCCCUCUCUCGAUGACAGCUGGCCCUCCUGUGCCAAGGGAGGUGGUGCCCCCCUCCCACUCAAGUUUGCUUCCCCAUUCGUACUUGGAGGGGAAAUUGCUGGUGGCAAAUUGCUCCCGGACCCACCUGGGCAAGGGUGUGCAUCAAAGGACGUGUCGCAAUAAAGUUGGAGGUGUGUGCUGAUAA
This is a messenger RNA of Podarcis muralis (Common wall lizard), 2228 nucleotides long. RefSeq names its product solute carrier family 46 member 1 (gene SLC46A1). NCBI's taxonomy places the organism in Eukaryota, Metazoa, Chordata, Lepidosauria, Squamata, Lacertidae. The record is from RefSeq and is a predicted model, not a curated record. Gene Ontology annotation, molecular function: transmembrane transporter activity. Gene Ontology annotation, biological process: transmembrane transport. Gene Ontology annotation, cellular component: plasma membrane.